This is a messenger RNA of Scylla paramamosain (green mud crab), 3197 nucleotides long. Its product is annotated as putative transferase CAF17 homolog, mitochondrial. The record is from RefSeq and is a predicted model, not a curated record. Gene Ontology annotation, biological process: iron-sulfur cluster assembly. The coding region runs from base 156 to 1214 and encodes 352 amino acids. The transcript is spliced from 2 exons. Lineage: Eukaryota; Metazoa; Arthropoda; Malacostraca; Decapoda; Portunidae. Gene Ontology annotation, molecular function: protein binding. Gene Ontology annotation, cellular component: mitochondrial matrix.
GAGUUGCUGAUCCAAAGGCCUGGCUUAGGAGUGAUCCCGAGCCACCUGUAUCAUCAAGAUCAAGAUCAAGAUCAUAACAUUCCCGAGUCAGCUGUAGCAAAAGGACGGAUAUAAGAGUAAUUUCCUGGUGUAGGUGACAUCAGUAAACCACCACCAUGCUUCCAAGACUGAGGUGCCAUGUUACAGCUGCAAUGGCAUGCAGAAGAAUUGGGUCGCUGCAGGCUGGUGUGCCGAGAACUCGCCCAUUGUAUGCUGAGCGCCAGCGGCACCGUGGCUUAGUCAGGGUAGAAGGGGAGGAGGCAGCAGAUUUUCUUCAAGGGCUGGUGACCAAUGACAUGAGGCACCUGAAAGGCAAUACAUCUGCCAUUUACUGCCUCCUGCUCAAUAGACAGGGCCGUGUGCUGUACGACUCCAUCAUCUAUCACCUCAGCCACAGCACCUUCCUGUUGGAAUGUGAUGUUGCACGAGUCAGCCAGCUGGAGAGACACCUCAGAAUGCAUAAAGUGCGGCGUCGCCUGGUGGUGGAGGAUGCCACAGGUGACUUCAGUGUGUGGUGUGUGUUUGACCCUGCUCCUGACAUGACGCAGCAGACACAGGUUGAUGCAGAAUCCCUCUACAUGAACCCUAAAGUACAGAAUGAGGUGGCAUUGCAUCUGGCUGGAGACUCCAAAGACAUUACAGCAGUUCAAGAUCCCAGGGUGCGACAGCUGGGCCACCGUCUGGUGGUACCGGCAACUACAGUUUCCCUGAGGGGGUUGCUGCCGGGUGUUGAGGAGAACACAGGAAAUUAUAUGUUCAGGAGCUUGCGUUAUAGGCUUGGAGUGGGAGAGGGAUCAGAGGAGCUUCCCUCAGCUAAGUCCUUACCACUGGAGGCAAACUGCGACUACCUACAUGGAGUCAGCUUUCACAAGGGGUGUUAUGUGGGCCAGGAGCUAACCGCCAGGACCUAUCACACUGGAGUUAUCCGAAAACGCCUCCUGCCUCUUAUCUUUAGUGAGGAUGCUUCAGAGGUGUCAGCAGACGCCAGUGUAGUGGAUGAGACAGGACGGGCUGUAGGAAAGGUGCGGGCUUGCCUGGGUUGCCAUGGCCUGGGACUGCUCAGAGUGGAAGAAUGUCUUGCUGCUGAAAGAUUAACAGUGGAAGGCCAUAUAGUACAAACCUUCCGGCCAUACUGGUGGCCUCUUCAGGCACCCAAGAGCAAAGCAAGCUUGUGAUGUACAGACUUUUUAUUGUAAUGUGGCAAUCAUGUUAUGGGAGUGGAGAAGUAGCCAAUUUGUAAAAUCAAACUAAAUAUUAUAUUUCUUAUUUUCACUUUAUACAGUUUUGCCAAUGUAAUAUACACACAAUGUAAUAUACACACACACACACACACACACACACACACACACACACACACACACACACACACACACACACACACACACACACAUAUAUAUAUAUAUAUAUAUAUAUAUAUAUAUAUAUAUAUAUAUAUAUAUAUAUAUAUAUAUAUAUAUAUAUAUAUAUAUAUAUAUAUAUAUAUAUAUAUAUAUAUAUAAAGGAGUAGUGUUGCAGGAGAACACUCCAAGUGCUACCCCCAUGAAAAUCCUGUUUUGGCAUGCAAACAGUAACUCAAAGUGUCUUCUACCUUGUGGGGUUGCUUGGACCAAUAUCCUGCUAAGGCAAAAUGGUCAAAAAUGCUAUACAGUAUACAAUAUUAGUUUCCUUACUUGUUACAGCAAUAUAGAAGCCUGCUAUUGUGUGGGGAAACACUCCAAGUGCCUUGAGUUGAGUGAAUCACCACAACUAGCCACUCACUGUAGCGGUAGGUCCUGUUGUGGUUGGCCAGUGGUGCCACCAUGUUGCCUUGGCAUACUCGGAGCUGAGCCAAUGGACUUAGAGCAUUUUUCCGCACGCACACACACACACACACACACACACACACACACACACACACACACACACACACACACACACACACACACACACACACACACACACACACACACACACACACACACACACACACACACACACACACACACACACACACACACACAGCUGAGCCUUGCUUCUACCCAUGCCACAUUACACUACUUUGUGGAUCACUAUUUUGUGCUGUGUUUAUAACCAUCAAUUAUCAGUGCUAUUACCAUGUGUAGAAGCUCAUUACCUUGCAUCUCUUGCCAUCCUCUACUGUUAUUUUUACGCUAACUGCUCUUCUGAUCUUAGUAACUACAUGUCUCCCCUCCUCCUGUGCCCACACUGCACAACACUUUCUUCUCUCUCUUAUCCCUCUUCUGUCCACAUCUCUAAUGCAAGAGUUAGCUCCUUACCUGCUUCUGUAUUUCCUCCUUCCUAUGGCUUGAAUUCUUUCAAGAGGGAGAUUUCAAGACAUUUAUCCUCUGUUUUUAUUAUCAUUCUAUCUGACAUCUCUGUGGGAACUGACAUUUAAGUAAACCUUUUUUAAUUCAAAUUUUUUGUUGCCAUUGGCUAGUGGCUCUCAGGUAAAAAAAAAAAAAAAAAAAAAUACAGGAAAAACUAAUGCAUACUUUAACUUUACACAUAAAUUAUGAACAUUAGUAACUACUAAUUGAAUUUAUUGAUUUAUAUUUUUCUUUGUGGGUAUAGGAAUGUGAUACCCUAAGAAUUAAUUUGCUAAUUGUUUCACAAAUAUCAUAUGGUUGAAACUUGAUAUAUAUGAGUUUUAAUAUUGGCAAACUUUAGGCGUGAUUUCUGGCAUCUUUAAAAAAAAAACAAUGCUUGGAGUGUAUUCCUGCAUCAUUACUUAUAUAUAUAUAUAUAUAUAUAUAUAUAUAUAUAUAUAUAUAUAUAUAUAUAUAUAUAUAUAUAUAUAUAUAUAUAUAUAUAUAUAUAUAUAUAUGUAUAUAUUAUUGCAUCAAAUAUUAAAAAUAAAAUGUAUUUUAAGAUUGAUGACCAUCAUUAUUAAUUACUCUUUUCUAUGUUUGUAUGCCAUGCACUGCAGUCUUUGCUCUAGGUUUGAAUUCAGCAAAUUAUUCAGUAAUAUCUAUUGUCAUUAUUAUUUUGAAAAGCCUCCAUACAUCCUUGCAUUUUUCAGCCUUCUUCAUCUGAUAGGAACUUCCCAUUCCUUCCAGUUUCCUCACUAACUGGAAUUUCAUAUUUUAUCCAAUGACUUCUUAGAUAUUAUGGAUCUUUAGAAUUAUAUUAAAAUAAAUAAAAUGGUUGAAAGAUUCACA